GGGCAGGUGGUGAUGAUCCCCAGCCUUCUGUGGGAUGUGCAGCUGAAUGCACAUGGGCACCAGGCCCAGCUGGACCCUGAUCCCUACACCAACUUCACCCGGCUCAAGGCCAUCCACGUGGAUGUGGACCGUGGGCUGUUGCCCAGGGAUGAGUGGCAGGCCAAGAUGGCAGAUGGCAAAGCUGAUGAGGCUGAGGAUGAAGCUGCAGAGAGAGAGGAAGCCAAGGAGGAGAGGGUGCCAGGACAGCUGGACAUGCAGUUCCACCUGCACUUCUCCAGCCUUCAUCACAUCUAUCACUUCACCCUGAAAGCUUAGGAGGUGAUGAGGAAAUAGCAGGACAUAAUGGGGCAGACCAUGUAG
Messenger RNA from Manis javanica (Malayan pangolin), 360 nucleotides. It is a transcript of the gene THRSP, whose product is annotated as thyroid hormone responsive. The record is from RefSeq and is a predicted model, not a curated record. NCBI's taxonomy places the organism in Eukaryota, Metazoa, Chordata, Mammalia, Pholidota, Manidae. Gene Ontology annotation, cellular component: cytosol. Gene Ontology annotation, biological process: regulation of lipid biosynthetic process.